Eruca vesicaria subsp. sativa (arugula) is the source of this 2474-nucleotide messenger RNA. The record is from the annotation of a GenBank genome assembly. NCBI's taxonomy places the organism in Eukaryota, Viridiplantae, Streptophyta, Magnoliopsida, Brassicales, Brassicaceae.
GAAUUAUCGAAAGGUUUGAAUAAUGAGAUCCCUGGCGGCGGCACGGCCGUUGUUUUCCGAUUUGCCGAGUCUUGUUCGCUCAUGGCUUCCGCCUUCUUCAAGCUUCAAGGCGUUCUCUUCUUCUUCGUCGGAUUCGGACCUUCGGAAUCAGUCUCGCGGUGGCCUCCCUCGAUUCUUCUCUGAUGAUCUUCCAGCGCGCAAGGGCGGAAUGGUUCGUGUUCAAGGCUCUGAGUUUUGGCAUAUGGCUAAAGUUCUAAGAUUGAAAGCUGAAGACAGGGUAGAACUCUUUAAUGGGAAAGGAGGUUUGGUAGAAGGUUGUAUACAAAACAUUGACAAAACUGGAGUUGAUUUUGUCGCACAAGAAGAUCAGAAGGUGAUUCUUCCUCAGGGCAUGCAGUGGCAGGUGUUUGCAGCUUUUGGCACUUUGAAGGGUGGUAGAGCAGACUGGCUAAUUGAGAAAUGUACAGAACUUGGAGCGAGUAGUGUCACUCCACUUUUAACAGAAAGAUCUUCCAUAAUCUCUGAUAACCGGGUUGACAGAUUGGAACGUGUUAGUUUUGCUGCGGCUAAGCAAUGCCAAAGGCUACAUGAAAUGGUACUAAGCCCUCCGAUCAAAUUUAAUGCUCUCUUGGAUCAUAUUUCCAGGUCAAAGUUAUGUUUGGUUGCUACAGCCGAAGCUACACCUCUUCUCAAUGCAGUACAAUCCUCAGCAAAAGAAUCCAGCGGGCUAUUAAUUGUUGGACCAGAAGGCGAUUUCACGAAGAAAGAGGUGGAGAUGAUGUUGGAAGCAGGCGGCACAGCUGUUGGACUUGGACCACACCGGUUGCGAGUUGAGACCGCGACCAUUGCUCUUCUUGCCACUCUAGUGAUGUGGUCUGACUCUCAAGAGACAAGUCUAAGUGGUGGCUGAGCUUAAGUGUUUGUUGCCCUUGUCUUGUGUUCUGAGAUUUUGUUUGGUGGUCUGUGGAUUUGAUUGAUAAAAAUGCUUUUAUUAAAUUUAUGAGGUUUGGUCGACUCCACUUUGAGUUUCUCUAAUCAAAGCUUCAAUAUAAAAAUAAAUUGAUAAUACAUAGAUUGUACAGCGUAAUCGCCAAGUUGAAUUUGAGAGCAUAACAACAAUCUGAUGAACAAGGUUUUGUAGUAAGCAGUUGAGAAGUUAUCAACUCCACAAAGCAUGAUGCUUUCAGUUUGGUGGACGAGGUACUGAAUCCAUCCAUCGUUGGAGCACAAAUGGUGAUAACAUCAUGACCGUAGUUGCAUCGACAUUACCUUUCACAUACCCCUUAGAACCAGACGUGUUCAUUCGGUAACAACCUUCACUGUUUCUCCAAGUCUCUGUCUCUUGAUGAACAAUAAACUCUUGUCUCUGUAGAUUAUAUGUUACCAAACUCUCGUGGUGUUGACUCCAUAGAUAGACGAUAUUAGUAUCCAACGGAUUCAUAGCCAAGGGAAAACAAUCGUCAUCAAGUCCCAUUGACGCCAUGUCGACUUCUUCCCAUGAAAGCAGCCACCAUUCACCACUCUUUGACUCGUUGUUAUUCAGCUUCCAAACCUUCAAUGUUGGAUACAGGAUUUCAAUGUAGAUAACAUCUUCCCCUGAAGUAGUCAAGCAUCUCCGAACACUUUUGCUGUAAAGAUGAGGAAGUGGUAUAACCAGGCACUGAUCGUCGUCCUCAGGGCCAUAGAAAUCAUAAGCUACAAGGACACCAGGCUCUGUUGCAUCCAAACCUCUUUCCCGCAGAUAAAGCAUCCCGUUGAGAUUCACAGGAGGGUAAGAACCAGCGUAGUUAACAGGAUGAGAGGAAAGAAGUCGCUUGGAAGUCCAUAAACCAGUCUCAGACGAAUACACGUAAACUCUCCAUUCAUGCACUCCCAUGCCUCUAGGUUCAGUCCUUGAAGUCCUGACCACUUUAAACCCUUGAACAAUGUCGUUCUCCACACGCGUUACCAAACCAGUGGGUAUACAUUGGUCUGGAGGCGGAGGAAUUUCGACCCAUUGUUCUAAAACCGGAUUACCAACAAAGGAUUUGUAACUGUAAGGCAUGUUAUCAGUGCGGGUAAAGAAUACAUCGAUCCAAACCAGUCCAUUAGAAGAAGCUACGUAGAAGUAGUUACAUCUAGUAGGGAGAUUGAGAUACCGUUGAAAGGGCUUGAUAUAAAAUCCUAGAGACUUCUGUAGAUCCCAUGUUUGGCAUCCAUGGAAGCCUAUAGCUUCUGGAUGAGGAUACUCAGCUCCGAACAUGAGAGACCAAGAGGAAGAUGAGUUCUUGUGAAGAGAGACGAAGACACGACGGAGAUAGGAAGAUUCUAUCAACGACUUCCAUUGCUUGCACACCAGUUUGAGUCUGGUGAUGCUUCUCAAAGGUAGUCUCGCAAUGAUUUCCACCAGUAUCACCUCUAGAACUGCUCUUCCUCCAAUCUCCAUUGAGAGAACUUGCAAGUUGGCCACCACCAUUUGUCAACUUGUCAUGUUC